AUGAGUUCCUCAGUUCAUCUCACUCAGCCCAUCUGCCUCGUUGAGAACACCCAGAAGACGGGGCUGGUGGUCCGGCAGGAAGCCCUGAAGGUGCUGUCAGAGGUCACCCAACCCGUGGUGGUGGUGGCCAUCGCGGGGCCUUGCCGCAGUGGCAAGUCCUACCUGAUGAACAGGCUGGCUCGUCAGAGAAAAGGUUUCUCCCUGGGCUGCAGCGUGCAGUCCCACACCAAAGGUGUCUGGAUGUGGUGUGUACCUCACCCCUGCCAGCCUGGACACACUCUGGUGCUGCUGGACACCGAAGGGCUGGGCGAUGUGGAGAAGGGCGACUCCAAGAACGACACAUGGAUCUUUGUGCUAACCGUAUUGCUCUCCAGCACCCUGAUCUACAACAGCAGAGGCAUCAUUGACCAGCAAGCCGUGGAGCAGCUGCAGUAUGUGCUGAAGCUGACUGAGCAUGUCAAAUUGAAAGCAGCACCCAAGAGGAGUGAAGAUGAACUGGAGGAUUCAGAAAAAUUUGCCAGCUUCUUCCCGACGUUUGUCUGGGCUGUCCGGGAUUUCACACUGCAGCUGGCGUUGGAUGGGAAGGAGAUCUCUGAGGACCAAUACUUGGAGAACACCCUGAAGUUAAAGGCUGACAGCAGCCCGGCGACUGAGCGCUACAACCAGCUGCGGGAAUGCAUCCGCCAGUUCUUUCCAGAACGCAAGUGCUUUGUUUUUGACUGGCCAGCCAGUCAGAGUGACCUGGUCCGCUUGGAGGACCUUCAGGACAAUGAGAUGAAUCCUAAAUUCCGGCAGCAGGUGGAGAAAUUCUGCGGCCACAUCUGGGAAAAGUCUCCACCUAAGACCAUCCCUGGUGGCCACAUCCUAAGAGGGAACUCGCUGGGGAAGCUGGCAGUGACCUACGUGGAGACCAUCCGGAGCGGGGCAGUGCCAUGCCUGGAGAGCGCGGUGCUCGCCCUGGCGAAGGUUGAGAAUGCAGCGGCAGUGAAAGAGGCGGUGAAGUUGUACCAGGAUCUGAUGGAGCAGCGGGUGAAGCUGCCAACAGAGACCCUUCAGGCACGGGCAUUCAAGGAUGACAUCUACUAUUUCCAGGCCGAUCUCAUACGCAAGGUAGAGGAAUUCAAGGAGAAGCUCUGCAAGGACAAUGAGCAGGUGUCCCGUGACAAGUGCGAGGCUGCUCUCCGGGACCUCUCCCAAGACAUGGAGAGACGAAUCGGUGAUGGUGUCUACAAUGUGCCAGGGGGUUACCAGCUAUUCGAAGGAGACCAGGAGGCACUGGUGGAGAAAUAUCGGGAGCUGCCUGGCAAGGGGGUGAAGGCUGAUGCUGUCCUGCUGGAUUUCCUCCAAAGCAGAAAGACUCUGGCCAAAAGCAUCCUCGGGACAGACCACUCCCUGACGGAGAAGGACAAGGAGCUGAAAAGUGCGCAAGAGCAGUGUGAGAGAGCUGAGCAGGAGAGGCAGGUCCAGAGGAAGAAGGAGGCUGAAGAACGGCAGAAGUUGGACGACCAGUUACGCAGCUGGAAAGAGCAUGCGGCUCAGCUGAGAAAGAAGCUGGAGGAUUGCUGUGAGAAGGAGCUGGAGGAGCACAAGAAGCUGAUCAUGCAUAAAUCAAAGGAGGAGAGCGCGCUGCUCAGAGAUGGCUUCCAUGAAAGAGCCUUCCACCUACGGGCGGUGACCAGUAGACUGGAGGAGGAACAUUGCAUCACCAGGAGCAAGUCAUUGUCCUGGAUCGACAUAGUG
Messenger RNA from Opisthocomus hoazin, 1740 nucleotides. The record is from RefSeq and is a predicted model, not a curated record. Lineage: Eukaryota; Metazoa; Chordata; Aves; Opisthocomiformes; Opisthocomidae.